Cavenderia fasciculata is the source of this 2493-nucleotide messenger RNA. RefSeq lists its product as uncharacterized. The transcript is spliced from 6 exons. Bases 1 to 2493 code for a protein of 830 amino acids. NCBI's taxonomy places the organism in Eukaryota, Evosea, Eumycetozoa, Acytosteliales, Cavenderiaceae. The record is from RefSeq and is a predicted model, not a curated record.
AUGACUAUUCAACGACCUUUACUCUCUUUAUCUCACUUGUUAAUUAUAUGUUUAACAUUUGUUUUAGUUGAUCUAGCAAAUAGUCAAAAGAUAUGGAAUGCAGGAGUUACUAGUACUGCAUGGAAUGGUUCAAGCAAUUGGUUACCAACAGGUGUCCCAACAAUGACAGACAAUGUUGUUGUUAGUGGUACAAAUGUGAUUGUAAGAGAAUUGUCAACUGCUGACCUUGAAAUUUCGUUCUCAUCGCUCCAGGUGGGAAACCAAGUCACACCAAACAAUGCAACAGUCGUUCUUUCAACGCUCCCUGAAAAUUCAAUCAUUAACUUUCGAUCAAAGGCAGUUCUCAUAGUUAGCUGGCCCAGCAUAUUGUCUCCCUGGUCUUAUGGAGACACUAUGACCAUCGAUCAAGGAGGUCAGAUGGAUGUCUUCCAUGCAAGACUAGAUUUUAUCAAUUUCAAUUGCUACGGUAUCAUAAAUGUUGUUGGAAUGUUAGAUGUAUUGAAGAGAGCUUAUUUUGGACCAGGGGCCAAAGCAAUAAUUAGAAAAGACGCUGGCCUUUUCACCUCAUAUCUCAAUUUCAAUGCUGCCAAUAUGGAAGUUUAUCUUGGUAAGGUUUAUUUUACCAAAUCUGCAGGUGAUUUAAUUUCACAGUUUGAAAACGGAGCUCUUCUUUUUUCAAUGUUUUCGUCUGAGUUUAUUGAAUCUUCUUUGUACUUUUCUAGAUCCUCUUUUGACACGAAUUAUUCAAAUUUAACCAGUGACGGUCUUUUGCUUAUGGAGAAUAGUACUCUUUCGGGACACCAAAACUCUUUUGUCGUUUCUGGAGUCAACUCUGGCUUGGCGUUGUUUGGUGGCAAAAUUUCAUUGUCCUCUAGUAACAUUGUCCACAACUCUUCCCAGUAUUUAGUUUCAAAUUGUUCCAAUUGUGCCUAUACAAAUUCAAAUACCACCUUUAUUAACUCAAAGGUCUUCUAUUCAGAUCAAAAUGAUAUAUCUUAUUUAUCAUCUAGUAAUUUAACAAUUACUUCUGGUGACGUGGCUAUAAGUGGAAAUACGACCCUUCACUUUAAUGAAUCAAGUUUAUCUGUAAAAGAUACUACUUCUUUUUCCCUACAAGAAACUUCAUCAUUGAAUGCUUUCUAUUCAGAUUUUAAUAUCUAUACGUAUUUUCUCUUGAUGGAUACAUCAAGACUCUACACUUUUAAUUCAACAUUUUAUGUUUAUAGCCAUAUACUUGUGGACAAUUCAACAAGAAUGUGGAUUGAAAGUUCUACAGUUUUUGUAGAUGGUUCUAUUUUGUCCAAAGAGCAGACUGAAAUUGGGUUUAUCAAUUCACAAGUUUCUAUCAAUGGAAAUAUUAUGAUUGUAGGAUCAAUGAACUUUACCCAAGGAUUGAUGGAUAUUAAGGGUGUACUGCAAAUUGUCUGUCCUGAUGGUGUUAGUGUUGGUACAAUUGAUAGUAUCAUUAUCAAUGUUGGAGGCUAUGCAUCAAUCAACUGUCUCACCUCUUAUACCAAUGUCACUAUUUUUGUUGGCGGUGAAAUGGAAUUAACUGGUGGUGCUUUAAUAUCCGACUCUAAUAUUAUUUCUUCAAAUAGAACAAAGGUUGGAUCAAUCUUUGGUGUCCGUUCAAAUAUUACAGUUCUCGCUGGUGAUUUAGUUGUAUUGCCAAACAGCUUAAUCUAUCUUGAAAACAGCACAAACUCUGGUAAAUUCUUGUCUGAUCCUAGUACAAAAAUUUUCCUCACCAACUCUAGAAUUAUCAACAAUGGUCUCAUGCUCAUCGAUUCGGAGUUGAGCUUUGACCAAUCGAAUUUGAUCAACAUGGCAGACCUUGUAAUCACAUCCAACAUUGUCAAAAACGGUACAGUAAAUGUCACUCAAACCUUUGAUAAUCAAGGAAUGAUGAAUGUCACAAAUAAUAUUGCCAUUCAAAUUGAUUUUGCCAAUUCUGGUAAUCUCUCUAUUGGAAAUUCAUCCAACACCAACAAUCUCCAAGUUGAUGGUAACUUUAAUACAUCAUCUGUAACUGCCAAUGUUGGUUUGGUUGUCAAGAGUGCAACAGACUUUUCAUCUUUAAAUGUCUCUCAAACAGCAACCCUUGCUGGAGAGUUGACAAUCAGAGUUGUGAAAAACUUGACAAGAGAAAAUGUCACCAUUCCAGUCAUGACAUAUGACAAUGUUCAAGGUUCACAUUCAAAGAUUAAUAUCAUCACAUAUGAUCCAGAAACUGGUGAAGAAGACUCUUCACCAGCCUGUUCAAUCUCAUCGAACCAAGGUGAAAAGGGUAUAAAUGUUUUGAUAUCCAAUUGCAAAGAAGAAUCAUUGGUUUCAAAACUUGGUGCUGGUGCUAUUGCUGGUAUCGUCAUUGGUUGUGCUGCCGCUGUUGUCUUGAGCUUUACACUCUAUCACUUUAGAGAAAGAAUCAGACUCAAUAUCAAAUUGUUAAAAACUGACAAAGAAAGUUUCAAAAUGAAUAAUAUCAAUCAAUAA